GCCCGUGAAGCGCGUGAAUCGCACAGGAAGAUGACAUUUGAUUGGAAUGAAUUCAAAGUUUUGUUGGAUAAAAAAUUCGUUCUAAUAUCACCAUUUUGUGGUGGUAUUGACUGUGAAGACGCGAUCAAAAAAGAAACAACAAGGGAGGAGAGCGCAGAUCCUGGAGCACCUGCAAUGGGCGCUAAAACACUUUGUAUUCCUCUCGAACAAGUGAGACUGCCUAUUCUUUCUUUUUUCGUCGACGUUUUGUGA
This is a messenger RNA of Anisakis simplex (herring worm), 252 nucleotides long. NCBI's taxonomy places the organism in Eukaryota, Metazoa, Nematoda, Chromadorea, Rhabditida, Anisakidae. The record is from the annotation of a GenBank genome assembly.